Messenger RNA from Trematomus bernacchii (emerald rockcod), 1689 nucleotides. RefSeq names its product timeless interacting protein (gene tipin). The transcript is spliced from 8 exons. Gene Ontology annotation, biological process: replication fork arrest; DNA damage response; replication fork processing. Gene Ontology annotation, cellular component: nucleus; replication fork protection complex. Lineage: Eukaryota; Metazoa; Chordata; Actinopteri; Perciformes; Nototheniidae. The record is from RefSeq and is a predicted model, not a curated record. The coding region runs from base 78 to 1334 and encodes 418 amino acids. Gene Ontology annotation, molecular function: DNA binding.
CCGGAAGUUGAUAUCGCUAGCUUGUCGUCAUUGCUUGUUGCUCGCUCUCAGCACAACGCUUAUCUGAGUUGUCCACCAUGGAAGACGGCCUGUUUGACAUUCCUGACUACAACACCAUAGAGGAUGAACCUUUCCCUCCGCUCCCACCACCUCACUCCCCAGGAGGACAAGAGAACGGAGACCCUUUUGGAAAUGGGGACGGAGACGGCGAUGUGUCCGGGCUGGCGGACGUCCCUGCUGCUAAAAGGAAAGGCGUGAAGAGACCGCAACCCAAGCUGGACUCUCAGAGGCUCCUCUCAGAAAGAGGUCUUCCAGCUCUGCGAACACUGUUUGAUAACGUCCGUUUCAAAGGCAAAGGGAAGGAGGCUGAGGACCUGCGGCUGCUCAUGCAGAAGAUGGAGAACUGGGCCCACCGGUUGUACCCCAAAAUGCAGUUUGAAGAUUUUAUCGAGAAAGUGGAGAAGCUGGGCAACAAGAAGGAAGUGCAGACAUGCCUCAAACGGAUCCGACUGGAUAUGCCAAUGAUAUACGAAGACUUCAUGGGUGGUGAAGAAGCUCCUGAAACCGACGUCUUCAGGGAGCCAGACCCUUUUGAAGAGGCGGGCUUUAAUGACCUGCAACGGCCGAUCCACUCCACCCCAGCUCCUGCUGCCCCUCCUCCAAUGGCCUCCCCUCCCACUAUGCCCUCCCAACCCGCACUAUCGUCCCCUCCUUAUUCCUCCCCAGCCGCCCCCUCCCUGUCGGAGGAGCAGCGUCGACGCAUGGAGCUGAACAGACAACGGGCUUUAGAGAAGAGGCUCUCACGCCAGCAGCAGCCAACAGAUCCUUCAGACUCCCAGACUGUCGACUCGACCCCGACUGCUGAACCCACAUCUGUCCCCUCUGCUGAACCCACGUCUGCUGAACCCACAUCUGCUGAACCCACAUCUGUCCCCUCUGCUGAACCCACAUCUGUCCCCUCUGCUGAACCCACAUCUGUCCCCUCUGCUGAACCCACAUCUGUCCCCUCUGCAAACACACCCAGCGAUCAGGUGUUAGAUAAAAUGGAGGAUCACGUGGAAGAUAAGGUGGAGAAUGCGGUAGAAGAUAAGAUUGAGGAUCAGGUGGAGGAUAAGAUUGAGGAUCAGGUGGAGGAUAAGAUUGAGGAUCAGGUGGAAGAGAUUGAGGAUCAGGUGGAGGAUUUGGACCUGAAGCCAGACACACAGGAGCCCAGCGUGCAGCCCCCACACACAGACUCUGAGCUUUCUGCCACAUCACCUCAGUGUGAGAAACAGGAAGUACCCAGCCUCAGCCAGGACCCCCAACCCAGCACCGAGUGUGAGGGCGGAGAUUAACACUCGGGUGCAGCACACAAGUUUAGGAGCGACUAACUGUACGGCAAAGUUCUCAUUUCAAGAACAAAUACAACUUGUCUUCUUUGAGUCUGCAAAGAGCAAACCCAACACUUGUUGAUAUUUCAGAAUAUAUGUAUACACAUAGCACUGAUCCCACAUCUGCUGUGUGUUGUUGUAAUUUCAGUUACUCCUGAACUGUACUACAUGUAAAUUGUAAAUGGCCAUAUGACUCUAAAUGUCAGUAACAUGCCCUCCUGUGUGUGUCUUUUUGUUUAUGUAGUAAUAUAACGGUGCUUUUCUUUUGGACUUUUAAAAAAAUGCCUAUAAAGAUAAAUAAAGACUUUCUUUUUUCAAA